This is a messenger RNA of Portunus trituberculatus (swimming crab), 3519 nucleotides long. RefSeq lists its product as uncharacterized. Gene Ontology annotation, cellular component: Golgi apparatus. Gene Ontology annotation, biological process: protein O-linked glycosylation via mannose. Bases 320 to 2812 code for a protein of 830 amino acids. NCBI's taxonomy places the organism in Eukaryota, Metazoa, Arthropoda, Malacostraca, Decapoda, Portunidae. The record is from RefSeq and is a predicted model, not a curated record. The transcript is spliced from 8 exons.
GUCGGCGAGUCAGUGUGCGGCAGGCAGCUGGUGGAGGUGUGGGUGGCGCGGUGAGGGGCCUCGGGAAGCACAAGGGCCAGUCUGGCAUCAGCUGCCGUGCGGCGUGCUGGGUGAGGGCUGAGCUGGCAGGCGUCAAGACAGGUGUGCGUCGUCCAUAGCGUCACAUCGCUGCAGGGGCUCACGUGGUGACAGCUAACCUUCUGGCUGCUGUUGAGAAUACGGCCCUGAAGCAUGGUGGUGCCGAGGAGGCGGGUGGCGGGCGGGGGAGGUGCGGGCAGGGAGGCGUGAGUAGGUGAUGUAGUGUGGUUGACAGGGAGCCAUGGGUCGCCAUGCCGCCAUCCAGACCUUUUUGCUCACGCUCACCGGCUGCUCUUGGAUGCUGCUGUUCCUCACAAUCACACUCUCCGACCACCACGUCUUCAGGGAGUACCAGGCCGUCAGCAAGGUGGGCGCCCGCACUCGUCCCCCAGAGGAACCCGACCCGUGCGAGGCCUGCUGGGGAACUGGCGAGGACGAGGGUCAUGCGGCACGAAGUGAUGAGUCCAGUACGACGCAGGAGCCUGGGUGGGGCGUGCGGUUGGCGCGUGCGAUUGGCGUGGGGAAGGACUCAGAGGAUACUACCGAUGAGAGCGGCAAGGGCGGCGUGAGCGGCGUGGGUGCCUUCUACUAUUACACUCUCCACACAACCUUCACCGCACUGCGGCUCAGACUCAAGAAGGCUCAACAGGUGGCAGGUGACGUGCGUGAUGAGGUGGCCGCCCUGGAAGAGAAGAUCACACACCUCCACCGUGCCCUCGUGACCCACUUCUCUCCUCGGCACAAUCCGUACAGCCGCAAGUCCUCGCACGACACACGCUCCAGCCAAGACCCAAAGAAGAGAGUUUCUUUAGAUCUUGGUUCUGAACAGCGCAUACGUGCUCCUCCUGCUUCCAUCCCUCCUGAACGAACCCAGAGAUCUCGUGAUGCGCGAUCUGAUGACGUGACAACGAAAGGCGCGUCACGAAGUUAUCAAAAACCAGUCGUUCCACAAAGUAACCAUAAUCGCGUCUUUCCCGUCUUGGCCAUCGCCCCAUCAACACCAGCAGCGGCAGGAGAGCCCACAGGUGAGGAAAGGAGCGUUUCCUCACCACAACGGCCGCAAAAGCUCGACACAGGCCCUUCCAGAGGCACCGUCACGUAUUCUUUCUCUGAAAUCAGAAGCCAGUCUACAACUAGUGAGCUUUUGCGAUCAUCAGAGCAUAUACAUAGGACGCCCCAAAGCCUGGGCACAGCUGCAGUGCAGAGUGGUGUGCACAGUGGCAGUGUGAGUGCUAACAGGACGAGUGCCACGUUGCUAGACACGUCAGGGUUUGGGCAGAGGACGAGUGGUGAUGGAGGUCGGGUGGGGCGAAGAGUGUUGAGUGUCAGGGCGCAGAGUCGUGGUGUUCUCAAACACCACACGGCGGUCCGCAGCGUGGUGUCAGUGAUAGUGGUGGACGAUGACCCCGGGGCAGAGCUGCUUACAGCUCUCGGCUCCACCUACCCCGGUAUGACGGUCCAUCUGAUGACCACCACGCCUUCCUCACACCUACAGACCUCAAACAUCCGCUUCAGUGUGCACACCGUUCAGCCCAACACUACCACAGGCGCCGCCUACAGGCAGGUCCUUAGACACAUCAGGACUCCAUAUGUGUUGGUGGCGCAGGGCGGGGCUUUCUUGUCCAGUGUGGGUGGGCUUGGGAAGCUGGUGUGGGCAGUGGAGCACCUCGGGGUGUGGGCAGCAGGAGGGGGACUGCUGUCGCCCUCGGGUUUGUGGCGUCCAGGAUGCCUCACCACCUCCUAUGCCCACUACGAAGCCACUUGGGAGCGUGGCCACCUGGGCACCACUGGGGGCUGCCUGAUGUGUCAGGCGCUGGAGGGGCCCUUCCUGGCGGUGACUGCUGCCCUGCGUCACUUAGGGUGGGACGCUCAGCUCACCACACAUGCGGCACACCUCGACCUAUUCCUGCGGGCCGCACACUCACACCACAUGCUGGCAGCGUCCUGCUCUGGCUCACUAUUUUCUCUGAGCGGUGAGCUGGAGUCACCGUCACGAGACAGCCUUCUCAGUCUGGCCCGCCACCACAGCCUCUACUCGUUACAGCUGCCUCAGAGCUCUCCAGUUCUCUUCUCUUGCAAGGAAGUCAAGGCCAAGUGUGGGAACCCUGGCCUGGCGCUGCCACCGUGUUGUCGCCAGGAGCUUGCCCGCCUCGUGCGCUUCACACUGGACAUGUGCGAGGCUCACAACCUGCUGUGCGAGCUACAGGAAGGAUCGCUGCUUGGAGCGCUGAAGGUCGGGGGCGUGAUGCCUUGGGAAAGAGACGCUGACCUCACCUUCCACACUAAGAACUACACGGCCCUGGAGGCGCUGAAGGACGUAUUUGAGAGGGCCGGCUACUCUCUCCAUCUGACGGACAACCGGUGGUGUUGUGUGGACGGGCGGUGGGCGGGCGGGCAGGGUUCUCUCAGCAGCGAGAUGUGGCGGGCGGAGCUGUGGAGUCAACACGCCAUGGACUCCGAAGAGAAUCUCCUAGCUGGGCGACCACGAACCAGAGUGGAGUUUGACGGGUCGUGGGUCGCAGCUCCCUCCAGCCCAGGCCAGUAUGUGAGGAACCGCUACGGGACUGAGGUGUACCGCCACGCCCAACACUGGCUUGAUACAGGUCGCAGUUCCGGGUGGGAAGAGUAUGAGUCUGGGAAGUUCCUGCCGUGUUCAGACCCCGCCCACCACGCCUGUCUCGACCAAUACCUUCCCGACGGCAACCUCAAGCUCCACCCCUUGUGCGUCGCGUGAGCCAAUCCGGGGGGUGGAGCAGCGUCUCGGCGCCUCCCCCACACACGCCUGCUUCGUCAACACGUGCCAGUAAUUCAGCCUUUCAGCCUCACUCUCGUUGCGGCAAAAAUCGUGCCAACUUGACUAGCGGUGAUAGUUAGCGUGCCAUAACUGUGACUUUAGGUGUGUGUGUGUGUGUGUGUGUGUGUGUGUGUGUGUGUGUGUGUGUGUGUGUGUGUGUGUGUGUGCUUGUGUGUUUGUCUCCGUUAUGUUUCCGUAGCUGACUGUUGUCAUUGCGCUGUGGUUGUUGUGUUAGGCCGGAAACACAGACUCGCCAGUAGGGUAUAGUGUAUAGUGUAUAGCGUAUUGGUCUGUAGCGACACUUGACACGGGUAUAGUGAGAUCCGCCCCUUAACUCUUAAUGACUCGGUGUGCUCCCCUCAUCACCUCCACCACCGCCGCCGCCACACCUGCAGCUGACAGGUGUGGUGACAUACAACAGUUGGUAUUCUAUGACGUCCGUAAGUUAGCCAGAAGAGGCAGGCAGUCUUCCGGGACCUUCCGUUAGCAUUAGUUAUGGUACUGAGUAAGGCUGCUGCAGACCAUUCCUUCCCUCCCUCCUUCCUUCUUCCCUCCAUCCCUCCCUCCUUCCUUCUUCCCUCCAUCCCUCUCUCCUUUCCUUCUUUCCUUCAUCCCUUUCCUUCUUUUUUGUCUUUCUUUCCUCUAUU